UUUUCCUCGUUCUUGUCAGAUUAUUGUUGCUGUUGUUUUGAUGGAGGAUUAAUUAAUAAAUUACACCAAAAACCAUCUAACAGCAUCUUAACUGGAGCUCUGAGAUUUUAUCAGAUCAGAAACCGAAGCAGCAGAUGGACGCAGAUAACCGGAAUCUCCCGCCGGCUCCGUAUCUGCUCUCAGAUCAGAACCGAGGGUCAUAAAGGCUGCUGAUGUGAGAGCAGAACCAACAGAACCAGAACCGACAGAACCAGGACCAGAACCAACAGGACCAGAACCAACAGGACCAGGACAACAUGAAGCUCCACGUCUGCUCUCUGCUGGUGUUCUGCAGUGCAUUGUGGGUCUUCUCCUCGUCCUCGGCCGUGGCUUCUCCUCGGUGUGACGCCAUGUUGGAGAUCUCAGGUGACGCCUCGUCUCUGUCGGGAGGAAACGGGAACAUCCACAGCAGAUCUCUGUCGCCAUGGAAAUGGACGUGGACCACGGUGAAGGACCGGAUCCCCACCACCAUCUGGGAGGCCCAGUGCACCAGCAGCUUCUGCUCCGGUCCAAACGGGGAACAAACCGACAGACUGAACUCGGUCCCCAUCACCCAGAACAUCCUGGUUCUGACCCGGCAGGACGGGGGGCGCUGCUACACCACAUCCUACCGCUCUGUGGCCGUCGGCUGCACCUGUGUCUGGACCAAGACCAGCCGGAACUGAACCGACGAUUCAGCGAGUCUUCUUCCUGAAGGGGGCGGAGCCAGCAGCAGCUCAGCAGCAUUUCAAGCUACAGAAACAUUCAGUUUAAAAUAAAACCAGGACUUCAAACUAAAUGUGUUUGUGUUGUUAUUAGCAGUUAGCAUCUUAUUAGCUUAGCUUAUUGAUUAAUUCUCAGUUUUUCUGGUUGUUGUUUUGGAUUUUCUCCACUGGUAAAGAUAAAAACUACAUGUUUUUAAAAUUUCUUAUUGAAGUUUGUAUUCAUAAAACCAGAACUUUUGUGGCCUCCAAACUUAGAGUUAAUUC
Molecule: messenger RNA, 1007 nt
Organism: Acanthochromis polyacanthus (spiny chromis)
Lineage: Eukaryota; Metazoa; Chordata; Actinopteri; Pomacentridae
Gene: il17a/f2
Product: interleukin 17a/f2
Exons: 5
Coding region: 297-704 (135 amino acids)
Cellular component (GO): extracellular region
Molecular function (GO): cytokine activity
Source: RefSeq, a predicted model, not a curated record